GCGGGGCCUUGGCGGAAGCGGGGCGGGGCGCGGUCUCUUUGGUGCUGGCGGCCGGCGAAGAUGACGAAGGGUACAUCUUCGUUUGGUAAACGACGAAAUAAAACACACACCCUGUGUCGUCGAUGUGGGUCCAAGGCGUACCAUCUGCAAAAAUCGACCUGUGGGAAAUGUGGUUACCCUGCUAAGCGUAAGAGAAAGUAUAACUGGAGUGCAAAGGCUAAAAGACGCAACACCACUGGUACCGGUCGCAUGAGGCACCUGAAAAAGGUCUACCGUCGAUUCAGGAAUGGAUUCCGUGAGGGAACCACACCGAAGCCCAAGAGAGCAGCUGUUGCAGCCUCCAGUUCAUCUUAAAGACUCAUCUGUUUGUUAAAAUAAAUGGUCUUAUCCAGAA
This is a messenger RNA of Pseudopodoces humilis (Tibetan ground-tit), 394 nucleotides long. It is a transcript of the gene RPL37, whose product is annotated as ribosomal protein L37. Gene Ontology annotation, cellular component: ribosome; cytosolic large ribosomal subunit. NCBI's taxonomy places the organism in Eukaryota, Metazoa, Chordata, Aves, Passeriformes, Paridae. The record is from RefSeq and is a predicted model, not a curated record. Gene Ontology annotation, biological process: translation. Gene Ontology annotation, molecular function: structural constituent of ribosome; RNA binding.